Messenger RNA from Annulohypoxylon maeteangense, 1661 nucleotides. Its product is annotated as adenylate kinase. Lineage: Eukaryota; Fungi; Ascomycota; Sordariomycetes; Xylariales; Hypoxylaceae. The record is from RefSeq and is a predicted model, not a curated record. The coding region runs from base 514 to 1323 and encodes 269 amino acids. Gene Ontology annotation, cellular component: cytoplasm; mitochondrion. The transcript has a single exon. Gene Ontology annotation, biological process: nucleobase-containing compound metabolic process. Gene Ontology annotation, molecular function: AMP kinase activity; ATP binding.
UGAAUCAAGUCCUUGCAACUGCGAACAUUUCCCCGCGCAACUUUACAUUAUUAUCAGCCCAUCUUUCUAAUCUUCCUAACUGGCUACCACGAUUCAGACAAUCAGUCCAUAUAGCUAUUCCCCCCCAAGACUAAAUCUAUCCGUCUUGUCUGGUGUUUGAUAACUUUUUCCUUUUCUUUUUCCUUUUCAAUUUUUAUAUAUACCAUAAUUUCAUUACCUUCAUUGACAUCAUGGACUUGUCUUGACCUAAGUUAUCUUUAACCUUCCCUCAUAUCCAUCGCGCGCGCGCGUAUCUCCGCUUGCUGCUCAAGUAACAAGUAUCGUCGUAUUCUGCGCCGAACCGUCUCGCAUUAUCGCUAUCGCUCGAGGCCACAAACAUUCCCGCGUUACACCACCACAUCUGCGACCUCCGAAUCUUUCCGCAGCCCGCACCAACGCAUAUCGUCGCCGACUGUAGGCAUCCCGUAUCUCGCUUCCUGCAUUUCGAUAUAUCCCGUAUCCCUCCCCCGUACUAUGCGCCUCCGCCAAGCGGCCCGCGUAAUCCUCGUCGGCGCACCCGGAGUAGGCAAGGGCACGCAGUCCGAGCGACUUCUCAAGCGCUUCCCCCAACUGUCCGCCAUCUCCUCCGGGGACCUACUCCGUCACAAUGUCAAGAACAGAACCCCUCUUGGUAUUAAGGUCGAGAGGACGAUGAAGACCGGUGGUUUAGUUUCCGAUGAUUUGAUACUACGGUUGAUUACAAACGAGCUCGGCCGUCGCGGCUGGCUCUUCGGUGGACGACCAAAUGUUAUGACCCUUUCGUCUUCGGCGAUAGGUGAUGGUGGCUUAUUAGACGGCUCUCCAGACGCCUUCGGGUCAGCACUCGAAGUCGACCCUCUGGCCGGAGCCAGUCUUUCCCAGCAAGCGUCCGAGGACCCCGCUGCUUCCUUUCUGCUCGAUGGCUUCCCUCGCACUGCGACUCAGGCUAAAAGGUUAGAUAGCAUUGUGCCCAUCAACUGGGCUGUCUCCAUCCAGACGCCCCUCGACGUCAUCAUGCAGCGUAUCUCAUCUCGCUGGGUACAUGAGCCGUCUGGUCGAGUCUAUAAUACUACAUUUAAUGCUCCCAAGGUACCCGGCUUCGAUGACAUCACCGGCGAACCCCUCGUACAAAGAGCCGAUGAUUCCGAAGAGGUAUACAGGACACGUUUUCGCAAGUUCCAGGAGACGAGUGAGCCUCUACUGGAACAUUACGCGAAGAAGGGCGUCCUAUGGGAGGUCAACGGCAUGAGCAGUGAUGAGAUCAGCCCCAAAUUAUACCAAGAAUUUGAGCGACGCUUUUUAUGACCUGGGUAGGAAACCUGGGUUGAGAAGCGUCACCCGGUUUUUAUGGGUGACGAAAUGAAUCGAACGAACUGUAUAUCAGGUUGGGAUUUUUGGUAUGAGCGGAACGCUCACCGGAGUUCAGGGAACUGGGCAGGGCGAAAGUCGUCCAAUGAACGGCUGACGCUCUGGUUUUGUGUAUUCUUUAUGGUAUACACCUAUGUUUAUAGGACGACUUGAAUAGCCUAAGAAAAUAUUUUUCAACAAUCGUACUAUCUGGAGGCUGAAAAGAGACGGUUAACUUGAAUAUGAAUUAUCUGCAGCUUAGGUAGGGAGUCUUAAAUGUGAAGCACUUCCGGCCG